AUGUUUCUCUUCAUUUUUCUUGCAUCUACUGUUCAAGGCAUUCCCUUUGAACUAAGCAAACGGAAUUUUGAGAAUUACAUUCAAUCGAAAGAAACAUGUUUAGUGAUGUUUUCUGUCAAGACGAAUUGUCCGUAUUGCAAAGAUCAUGAGCGUGAAUUUACACAGCUUUCAUCAUUUGUUGACACUCCUUUUGCGAUCAUCUUUUGUGAAGAGGACAACGUCGAGACUUGUGAGAAACAACACAUCCAAGUCAUGCCUACAACUAUCUUAUUUAAGAAAGGGGAACAAUAUCGCGUUUUAUUUGGGAUGCACGACUAUGGUGAUAUCAAGAAUUGGUUGAACGACAUGUACCUUCCCACUUAUGUUGAGAUCAAAACACAAAAAGACUUAGAAACGUAUGAGACAUUAAAUUAUGGUACUGUUCUCGCCACUUUCCCCAGUCGAGAAGUUGCUUUAUCUCAUGAUGAUAUCAUGAAUUUCAUCGCUGAAGAUAUUAAACGGUUUAAACAACAAUUUCUUUGGAUCGUCAAUGCUACAAUUCAAACUCCAACGUUAACAGUUCGUACUUUAGACAAUGAAAAGGAAGUCCAUACAGUCACUUUCCCUUUAAUUUAUAACAAAGAGAAGAAACAAGACUUACUCAACUUAGUCUUAAUGGCUUUCAUUCCUGUUAUGGUCAACAAGAAUAUAGCAGAGCCUAUAUUGGAACAAUUAGAUACUCCGGUUUUAAUGUAUUAUUAUACUACUAGAAUGACUAAGGCUACGAUUUUAAAGAAAGUUGCUCAGAAGUAUCGACUCAAAUUGCCAUUCUUGACUAGUCAAGCCCAAAAGGAUUCUUCCCUCCCGGGUCAUGGUGACGGGAAAUACCCACUAAUUUCUAUUACUUAUAAAAGAGACAUAUUUCCAUUCGAUGAAACAAUGCCAAUCACUGAGGAGAACAUCAUCGAGUUCGUUGAAUCAUUUUUGGCUGACGAGUUGACUCCAGUCAAGUUAGCUAGAAAAUCACAGGAUUGGUAUCUCGAGAAGAAUCCCCCCAUCAUCACCGCCGACAUCUUCGAAAGUUACAAGAAAGGGGUGGACUCUGCUUUUCUCUUUUGUGGGUCGUCGACCCCGAGUUGUGUUGAGUAUAUCGAAACAACCUUUGCGCCCAUCGUUGAACUCAAAACACUUCCGGAGGGAUUGAAAUUUGGGUUUGUUGAUAUCGAUCAAGACGAUGUGAUAGAUAUCGAUAAGAAGUGGCAGUACCCUCUUAUAGUCUUUUUUAAAUCAGACUCUAAAAAGCCACACUUUUUAUCUAUUGAAACUACAGGACCAGUCGAAGUCAUUAACUUUAUUAAUAAACACUCAACCACAAAAAUUUUGUUGAGUACAGAAGAGGUGGAGAGUUUAGUUAAGGACUGCAAAACUAAACUCGAGGCUUACAGAAUCAACCAACACAACAAAGAUGAAUUGUAA
Entamoeba invadens IP1 is the source of this 1455-nucleotide messenger RNA. RefSeq lists its product as hypothetical. The coding region runs from base 1 to 1455 and encodes 484 amino acids. NCBI's taxonomy places the organism in Eukaryota, Evosea, Mastigamoebida, Endamoebidae. The record is from RefSeq and is a predicted model, not a curated record. The transcript has a single exon.